AUGGCCAAUGACGUUGGGCUUCUCUGCAGACUCCCGAAGUCUUUAGUAAAGGAGCGGAAGCAAGAGAUGUGGGCUGGCCGCCCGCGAUACGGCCAGAGCGCGGUGUACGUCGUCACGCUGGACAUCGGUUCCCUGCGCAGCCGAGGGCUAGAUCUGGAGCAAGCAGUAUCUUGCAAAAUGGUGUCUUCCGAGUGUCAGUGUGGACCGCCACUCUUGCUUUCCAUGACCAGCCGGAUGCAGAGAGCCCAGCUGCAGCUACAGCCAAAGAUCUUCAAUGCCCUCGGCGUGGCUGAGGUUGCGAUAUGCCUGGUGGUCAUGGACCACUCAGUCAUGAGCAAGGACAGUUGGAGGUUGGUAGGCUACAUGCUCGUGGGCGUUCGGCAGAAGAAGGGCGGUCCUGAGACCUUCUUGGCAUCUGCUGCGCAGCUCAUUGCAGAACUGACUUCCUGGGAAGAUCGGCUGGCGAUGGAGGCCCCGCCCUCACCGGCGAGCGAGCUGGUGCGCGAGGCCAAGGGCGAAAUGCUGCGGCUGAUCACGGAGCAGCUGUCGAAGCCAGGAUCGUCACAGAGCCUAGCUUUCUUCAAGGGCGAGCUCCAGAAGGCAAGUGGUUCCAAAGUUGA
Molecule: messenger RNA, 620 nt
Organism: Symbiodinium pilosum
Lineage: Eukaryota; Dinophyceae; Suessiales; Symbiodiniaceae
Source: the annotation of a GenBank genome assembly